AAACGCCAGAGGGUGUGACAGCUCAAACUGAGAGGAUCAGGGAAGCACGAUGCUUGAAUUCAACUGGAUUGAGAUAUUUUCAUUUUUAUUUCCAAUACUGCUGCUUCAGCUUCAAGAAAUAUCAGGACAGGAUUUCCACCUCAUUGUCAAAGAUGAUGAUGAAGUCAUGUUGCCUUGUUUAAAUGUCAUAAAAACGCAGACAGAAUGCAGCAGUACCACGUGGCAUUACACUAAUUCAAGAGAGUCCCCGGUAGCAGAGCUGGUUCAGCAUGGGCAGGUUGGGAAAAAUAGUAAAGCCGACAGACUGAGUGUUGCAGCUGACUGUUCUCUGACUAUAAAGAAGGUCAGAUUGGAAGAUGUUGGUCAAUACAGCUGCAGACAGUACGGUGAAUUAAACCAGCAUCAAGGUCCAGAGACUGUGGUUUAUCUGUCUGUCAUCAACAUUCAUGAACACCAGGACAACAAUAUGGUGACGUUAACGUGCUCUGUGUUGACCUAUGAAGGCUGCAGAUACACAGUGGAGUGGCUGCAUGAACGUGAUAAAGAUAGUUUCACAAGCCCAAAGAGACCACACAGUUCCUGCUCAGCCUCUUUGACAUUUAACACGCCUCUUGAUAAGAACUUUAAGAAGUCAAAGUGUAAAGUGACAGAUAACAACGGUGAAAGCUUUCUGCUGUGCAGCUUUAAUCAGCAGUCCUCAUGUGAGGAAACAGAUCCUCCUCAUUGGUGGGUGUACAUCAUUGUGGCUACUUCAGCAGUCCUAAUAAUCGCUGCUGCUGCUGGGGUGAUCAUCAGACAGAAGAGAACUGAAGGCAACAGUAACAAAACACAGAAGGAUGACAGCUUUGGACUGAGCUUUAACCCUGCUGUGAUUCAGCCUGGGUCAGACACCAGUCAGGACACGGCUGAUCCUGAAGGUGGUGUUUCUUAUGCCUCCAUCAGUUACACCAAGAAGCUCAACAGUGAAGCCAAGGGUAAAGAUGAUGAUAAUAGUGAAGAGGAUGCAGUGACAUACAGUACUGUGAAAACCAUGCCAGGAGCUUCCACUGAUCCCAGCAACAUCUACGCUACUGUGAACAAACCAAACAAAAAAGAGAAAGUCACUGUAUAGUUAAAUUAAUUUUACACAGAUUUUUUUUAAAAGCCCCUUUCAGACAUUCAAUUUGUUCAUUUGAAGGCAGCUGAAUGUGUCAACUUCUUGUCUGAAUGCGCACUUUGGUCACGUUUCCAUAAAAGUCCAACCAGCUAUCUUAUUAGGUUGGACCUAGUAAUGUUUCCAUAUAAUUUUCAAUAUGGCACAAGUGUGAGUGAGCCGUCACAUUAACGGAGAGGUAUGCACAAGUGGUACUU
Messenger RNA from Stegastes partitus (bicolor damselfish), 1350 nucleotides. RefSeq lists its product as uncharacterized. Gene Ontology annotation, biological process: interleukin-15-mediated signaling pathway; positive regulation of ERK1 and ERK2 cascade; T cell activation. Bases 50 to 1111 code for a protein of 353 amino acids. Gene Ontology annotation, molecular function: protein tyrosine kinase binding; MHC class II protein binding. The transcript is spliced from 8 exons. The record is from RefSeq and is a predicted model, not a curated record. Lineage: Eukaryota; Metazoa; Chordata; Actinopteri; Pomacentridae. Gene Ontology annotation, cellular component: external side of plasma membrane; membrane raft.